GCAGCCAAUCAGCACCGAGGAAGCGUUUAAAUGUACAGGGUCCUCUGUGCAUGGAAGUUGCACGAAAACACCAUGGCUGAGGUGCAGUUAACGUGAGAAAUCAACGGCCUGCUCUCCAAACCAGCUACCUCGCCGGAGGGGAGAACAAUAACAUCACCCUUCUUGAGCCAGGAUGGAAAUCCCUGAUGAGAGAGAUUGGAUUACUGUUGCCAAUGACCUUCUUAGCAAGUGCCAUAUCAAUCGGAGGGUGACAAAGCUCUGCGAAUGCGAUGCAAGUGUGUUUGUUGCACUUUAUGAAGCUAUUCUAGGUGAAAAGGUCCCAGACUACAUAGCUACCCCCAAAAGUCAAGAAGAUGAUGCCCAUAAUGUACAGGCUGUGAUAGAUUCACUGGCUUUGGAUUACUUGCAAAUCAGUUUGUCUCACAUAACUGGAGAGAAUAUUAUUCAGAAUAACAAAGAAAGUAUCCGAAAUCUUUUGGAAAUCUUUGAUGGUUUACUGGAAUAUCUUACAGAACAGAUAAGUGAGGCAUCCUCGCAGCAUGGUGAUCCUGACCUACUAUCCAGUGAAGCAAUAUCUGUAAUUAGAGGUGUACUUCAAGAGGAGCUAGGAGUUUCUCAUGAAGAGAAGUUGCCUGGAACAGGAGACCACUUGUCAAAAGACUCAUCAUCUUCAGUUCCUACCUGGGAUGGAGAUGGAUCUGAAUCCACUAAUGAACUCAUCCGGCUUGGUGAAUCUGCUUGUACAUAUAGCCACAGAAUGAGCACGGACCUACCUGAAUUUCGGUGGAGUACUGGCCAGCAGUCAGAAAAGCAAUUGAAGAUGGGGACCCAAGAGCAAAAUGGGAUUUGUUCCUUUCCUGCUAGUUCUGUCAUUCCACAUGACACUAAUCAGGAAGAAAUUCUGAAAUCGGGAAGGUCUCCAGAUAUUUUGCCUGUUGGAACUCAUGCCAUUGGACCAAGUACUAAUGCUCUGCAGCUUGGGGAACCCAUUCGGCCUGCUAUCCCUUUGCAGUCCCCAUACCACCCUGCCAAGUACAAGUGUCCAAUCCAAGGUGUGAAUCUGAUCAAUUCUCAGCCCAGCUCCCAUUCAGUGAACAAUUUUAUGGUCAGUCAAGAAGUUCAUCUUGAUUCCCAGAGAAAAAGUCCAACCCUUGCCGAAGGACCAAAAGUGGAACCAGCAUCUAAAGGCUGUAAUGUACCAGAGAGAAGUGAAAAAUGUUCUACAAACAAGUCACUACCAAGUUUACCCUUGGGUUCCUUAAAGGAAGAUGCACUACAGGAGUUGCAAGCUGCUGGACAUGUUUCAGAGAGGAACCAGGAAUUGCAGAGCACUGCAGGAACUACUGUCGCAAAUUCCAUCAGUGUUCAGAAACGAGUUGCAUUCCAAACAGAACCAGAUAUCAGAAUGUUGACCAUGCAGAGUAAAACUGAUCAAUGGGAUAAGCUGUUGGAAGAAGGGGUGACAAACCAGUGGGAGGAUUUGGCAACAAGAGACUCCAGCCAGAAUGACAUUGAAAAGGAACUUUCUUCAUUGCCAAUUAACCAUAAAGAUCAAAGUGAUCUAAGUGUUUCGUUUCGAGAUGAACCUCUUUCUCGGCGAAGAGCCCGGAAUAUCCUUGCAGAGGAGGAACUACAUGAAAUGUCUGAGAAGCUGUCUCAGAAAUUGCGUCAGCUCGAUCUGAUGCUGAAACGAGCCCUGAGUGACAAAUGUGAAGUUCACGAUUUUAAAGAAGAAGAUAAAUUAUCGCAACACAGUGACAGCAUCACAGAAUAUCGAAGAAUCCAUCGUUUGCCAGCGACACCACUUCUCAAGAAGCCAGCCCGUGCCCGAGCACGCUCUCUCUCGCCAUCACCCCCUCGACAAACACUACAGGCUGAGUUUGAAGAUGCCCUCAACAAAGAUUCAAAGGGAGAAAUGAGGAGAAUUCGCAGAGAGCUGCAGCAGGAAAUGGACCUGCAAAGAAUGAAAGCAAAGGUAGUGAAUGAGUGUUACAGAGAAGAAUUGGAAAAUUACAAGAAAAAAGAGAAAGCUAAAAUUGGAAGAGAAAAAACUAAAGUCAAGAAAACAGAAAAAGAAUAUAAAGAAAACAUCUUCAAAGAGGCUCCGAGAACCCCUCAGCCAGCAAGAGUUUAUUCUGCAAAAACCACACCACGAAAGCCAAAGCACGGCCAGUGGACACUGACAGGAUUGACGAAGCCAAAGAAAGCAACACCGAUGAAGAUACAUGAUAAUGACCUCCUUCCUUUACUAUUGGAUGAAUUCCCCUAUCUGUCGGUAUCUCCACACACAAUGAAUAGAAUGUGGAAGCAGCAGUUCAAACAGAUAGAACAGCUGACUAAGUCCAGUUCUGAACAAGACCGGAACCAAGCCAAACUCCAAUCAGCGAUUGAAGAUGCCCAAAGAAAGCACGAUCUGCUGAUGGACAUCAUUAAGAAGGAGCAGGAUCACAACCAGCGGCUGAAAGAGUUUAAGGAACGAAUCCGGCAGCAGAAGUUGGCCCAGAACAAGAUAAAGGAGCAAAGACAACAGAUUGCCCGUGCCAAGAAGUACUACAAUGACUACCAUGUCCAACUCCGGGCAAAGAUGAUGCGAGCGAGGACCCGUGAAGAAAGGAUCUUCAAGAACUUGUUUGAGGGGGGUUUGCAGAUUCAGAAGCAGAGGCUGCGUGAAUUGAAGGCUUACGCCAAGGAGAAACGGCAGGAGCACAAGAAACGACAAAAGGAAGAGUUGCAGUCAAUGGAGAAUUAUUAUAGAGAUCAGUUUUUAAUGUUGGCAGAAACUCUGGCGCAAGAGCAGCAGAAAGUUCACUUGCGAGAGACUGCACAAAACAAGGCCCUCCAAAAGUUGAAGAAUGAACUACGUGCGAAGAUGGAGAAGGAGAUCCGUGAACUGCAGGAAAUGAUUACCCGGGAUGAUGACGACGUGUACUUCAGAGAACUGGAGGCAGAGCGUGUACAGCGCCAACUGCAGAUGGCAUUGUUCCAGUACAGCAAGACCCCAUCAUCUUAAAUACUUGCUGUUCGGUGAACUAGGUUCUUGUGCUUUUUUUUUGGAGAAAGGGCUCAACUAAUGAAAAUACCGUGAUAAGUUCCUAAAGCUCAGAUGUACAUAAGUGGAAAUGCAUUCAGCUGCAGUAGGGUGAGGUCAUAUAUUCUGCCAUUUAAAUUGUUGCCAGGCUUGUCUUUCAACAAAUCCUUAAAAUUUACAUAUAAAUAGGAACAGGUAACUGGUAGUCUAAAGGUCAGUCUUACCACACUGUACAGUCCAUGAAGACUUUGCUGGCUCCCAAGAUGUUUUAAUAUAAAUACUGCUUUAAUUAUUGCUAUUCUUCCCAGAUCUAUGCUGAAUUAGUGAUCAAACCUUUCUACUGUAUGAGGAGCCUGAAACACUGGCUGGAUAUCAGCUGUGCUUUCAGCUACUUGACCAUCCUCAGCACCCUAGUGUUAUCUUUACAUGGUUGUUUACACAAUAUUGCUGUUUGACACUAAUACUGAAAAGCUCAUGUAUUCCAAGAUUACUUUGUACAUUUAUUUUGUACAGUGGAUAACUAGACUAGUGUAUUGAAGGAUAUUGCAUUAACAAUUUUUCUAAUGUGAUCAUGUUUUUGAAACUAAUUUAUUAAAUUUUUUGCUACCCAAAUAUUUCUAAGUAAACACUUACUAUGAGCUCUAGGUAGUCCAUGCUCUAGGCUUGUUCUCGCUCAGCAGCCCUUGCAUCAAAACAAGCAGGGGUAUUACUUCAUUGCAAGGUGCAUUAAUUUGAGGACCUCAGUUUUAACCAAUCAUUCUAAUCACCAGGUUGGUGCAACUUUUGUAAAGACUACAUCACAGCCAAAUUUUCAAUUAGAUUAAUGGUAAACUAUUGAUCAGAACACUUAAGUCAUCUGACUUAAUUGAAUGAUGCUAGAAGCAGCCUUAAUCAAAUGUUGUUCUUAAAUAGGGACAGCUGUUUGAGACAAGCGGGAAACCAAGAUCUGGGCCUGGCAGGUGGUGGGAUGUGUUGGCUGCUGAGCUGUUUCACAAUCAUGGUUGGCUUUGUCCAUAUGGACCCAAGUCAGGCCCUGCGUUCUAUUUAACACAUGUAGGCAGAUACAACAGCUGUUUAGCUCUAGUUGAAUAUAAGCAGAGAUAUUUUUAUUCCACUUUUGUGGAAAGAGGGAGGAUCACAGUUCAACAGCAGAAGUCUGUUGUUGAAGCACUGAACUUGGAAAGCAUCUUGCCUCUCUGAACAUGGUGGUUUGGAUACUUAGAGAAGCCAGCAAAAUUAUGCUUUGAGCCUGGGUGGAAUGAAGUGAAACUGUGACAGAGAAGAGGGCAUGGUACAAGUUGGCAUAGAGGGGAAGGAGUUGUGAUCAUGGCCUUCACUGACCACUGGAAAUUAGUUUUGACAGUUUAGUGGUGCUGAUCUUCAUGUGUUCUGUUACUGUGCUGUUCCCACCAUUGCUUAAGUUCCCAGUUGAAAAUAACAGUAUCUAAAUGAUACUUGCUAACAUUUUCAAGCAGAAAAUCUGAUGAGGUCUACAACCAAAACUAUUGCACUGACAACUACAGCUGUACAAGAAUUAUUUUUUUUAUAUAGUGAAAUGGUAAAUUCAGUGUUGUGGUGAGGGAAAAUGAUUUAAGAUGGGAUGAGACAAAUGUAGAAUUACUUUAUAAUAAGCACUAGAUCAGUGUAUUUAGGUCCUAAUUAUUUUGGUUUUAACUAGUUUUAAAAAUGGGAGAAACAUCCCCUAAAGCAUACUUGAAAAACAUCUUUCCUCCCACUAAAAGUGUAGCUUUGUCCCAGCAGAAAUUGUAAAUGGCAUCCAAUCAAACACCAAGGACCUUGGUAAAACUAAAUGAGAUAUUGUGACUGAUAGGUUCAGCAGCAAAAAUGAUUGCAUUUCCUGGCAGAUUGCAGAGGAGGCUUGUGUAUGUGUGAAUAAACCAGACUUAAUUCCAGCUUUUAUCAAAUGGCUGGGUUCCCACAUACAUAUUUCUCUAAGAAAUCAGGGCAAGGAGGUUUCAAAUUAACAGCUUGCUGAGCCAGUGCAUGGGUCCCUCACAUCAAGCUGAUUAUUUUACUACGUGGGUGCAACAGAAUCAAACAUUGGUGCAUCUCAUUAACUCAAGCCUUUUCUGAACAGCAAACACCAAGCACCAAGACAAUGGAAACCAUCCUGAACCAAACUAAAACUCAGCAAAACAUUCCAGUCUUUGGGGUAUUUUGCAUUCCAUUCUUUACUUCUGCCACACAUUCUGCUUGAAAGAGGGAACAUUAAAAGUUACUUUAACAUGUUCUACUGUCGCUUCAUAAAAGGUAGAUGAGAGCUCCUAGUCGCAAAUUUACCAAGAAAGUGGAUGUUCUGGUGACAAAAUGGUAUUUUAUAAAUUCCCUCCUGAACUCAUUGCAAUCCUCUCCUCCUACCACCCCAGUUCCAUUUUGACAUUGGAGAGCCAUUUCAAGGACUGCUUCCCAGCAACGCAGUCAGCCAGCCACCAGGGAUAUAGUUGCCUUAUAUAUGGACAUUAAGUACAGUUUCUGUGUUAACCUUCCUCGGGAGAGUGAUGCCAAAACAAAAAUCAUACAUUUAACUAAAUUCCAUGCACACAGUCCAUCAACCCCUUAAAGGUAUUUUUGCUCCACAUGCCACCCACUUAAAUGCCACCCCUUUGAUCAUUCGCCCACCCCCGUAAUAAUGACCCUUUAACCAACUAUUUCCUUUUAAAAAUUUAGGGACCUGAUUUAUCACGAACUUUAGUCACUGGUUUGUGUGAUUUCCUUACAUCUUGGCCCUCUUAUUAAUAUCAUAUUGAACAGUCAAAUGCAGAAUCAUCUGUCAAAUUCUUUAUAAUCCUUGACUAUUCUUUCCAUUUCCAGCAGGAAAACAUUUCCAAUAGCACAAGUCUCUCUGCACAGUUUCACUGCCAACAUUGUGUGUUUAUACGAGGCAGUCAAAAAUGGUUAGGCUAAAGUGUGCUUUGUACCCAGAUUAUGUACAACAUUACUUGUAUGUAGGUACCGGUUGCCUUUUUAAUGCUGUGCUGUCAAACCUUUAAUAACUUGCAUUUCUGCACAAGGGGUCUCUCCUAUUCCAUAAAACCUUGCGACUGCAAGCAUUUUUUUUCUUUUUUGUUCUAUUUCUUUCACAUCUUCACUUAAAUUGCACCCGUCUGCCCAUCCUGUUAUUCUCAUACAGCUAAUCUUAGUUCAUUCUGUAGGUCCAAUCUCUCUAACUCCAUUAUUAAUUGAGAGCAUUAUAGGUUUACAUAUUAGGACAGAAGUGGCACAUUGGAACAUUCAUGUAGUACUGUGAACAACAGAGAUGCCAAAGGUGGUGUGAAAAAGAUAAUGAUGUCAGAACUGAAGAGGCUUUUACACAUCAGGAAAGAUUCAACAAGCUGGGGCUCCCUUCUCUGUGAAAUACUGAGGGUGGCAGUCUAACAGACCAAGGUUAUGGAACUUUGCCAGGCCAGAGUGAGAGGUUUCCAUGGUGGUGACUAGAACUAUGGCUUUUUAUACAAGUUGGUCACUAAUAAAUCCAACAGGAAAUUCUUUCAGCAGAGGGUUUGUGAGAGGGAGGAACUCGCUGCUAGAGGCAGUCAUUGAAGAAAAUAACUGAGGCAUCCAUGGAAUUCCAGAUAAGCAGAGGGAAAAAAGUGCAAGAUAUCUUAUGGAGUUAGAUGAAGGGUGAGAGGAGGCUCAUAUGAAAUGUAAACACUGGCAUAGACUUGCUGGACUAAAUUAACAGUUUCUGUGCUGCAAGUACUUUGUGAUUGUAAAAUAUAAAGGUUCUUUUCCUUGUUCAAAACGAAAUCAAAUCAAUAACUACUUUUGGAUGUGACGCUACUUGUGAGCUUUUGUUCAAUGAUGUUUAGAAGCCAAUGAAUUAUUUUUCAGGCACACAGAUACUUAAAUGAAUGGCUUCAUGUAAUUACUCUGUAAUUAUCUAAAAGUAAUUAUCGAACGUAUGUUUAAGGAAAUUUGUUGAGAGU
Messenger RNA from Pristis pectinata (smalltooth sawfish), 6975 nucleotides. Its product is annotated as centrosomal protein of 95 kDa-like. Bases 173 to 3010 code for a protein of 945 amino acids. The record is from RefSeq and is a predicted model, not a curated record. The transcript has 22 exons. Lineage: Eukaryota; Metazoa; Chordata; Chondrichthyes; Rhinopristiformes; Pristidae. Gene Ontology annotation, cellular component: spindle pole; centrosome.